AGUUCUGUAGUAAGUCAUAAUCUGGCGGAGCAGACGACACGAUGUAGGGAGUAUAGGGAGCAGACGAGCGCUGUGAGGGGGCUGAAGUAUCAUAAAUAUUAAUAUAUUUCCUCCAAUUUAUAAACCAACAGCCUGGCGAGUCUGAGGUGUACAGACUUCUAUUAGUUUCACCAUGGAUGGUAACUAUUACAUUGCUGUCUCGCUACUAUGGAUUAAUUUCUUAGUUUGGAGAGAGAGUCAAUGUUUUGAAUUGCCAGAGUUAGUGUCCUGUCCGUCAGAAUGUGAUCCCACUAAAUGUCCAGUUGUCCAGUAUUGUACAGGGAAAGUGGUCAAAGACUCGUGUGGAUGCUGUCCGAAAUGUUCUUCAGACAUGUGGAUCCACCCAAAAUACCCAGUGGUCAAAAAAGGUGGUUCCUGUGAGCAGGUCAAGUGCCCAAGAUUCAAAGUAUGUAUGGAGAAUAUGCAAGGACUUCCACUGUGUACAUGUCCAAACAUUCUGAUAUGUAAACGGCGCAGGCGCAGUGGCAAGGAAGUGUGCGGAAGUGACGGAAAUACCUAUUAUUCUCGUUGUCACAUGAGAGUGACGGGAUGUACUAUCAAAACGAGGCUGAAGGUCAGACACAAGGGCCCCUGCUCACUAAACUCAUACAUGGUUGCCACGCAACAAUAUGGCGACACUGUGAAAUAUCCGGACAGUGAAUUCGAUUUACGGCGACGAAGAAAGAAGAAUCGACGGAAGGAUAAAAGAAAACAAAAACAAAAACAAAAGCAAAAACAUAAAAAGCUUAGACGACGAAAACGACGCUAUAGGAAAAGGAAAUAUAGCUAUCAGCGCCAUAGAAGACGAAAGACGAGAUACUUCACCAGUAAACCAAAAGUAACGAAAUCGUCAGCGGAACGAAGAAAUUUAUAAUGAACGUUGUGAUAUCAAAAGUUUGGAAAAUUGCAAAGAUAAAAGUUGGAAGUAAAACUGAUAUUUCAACUGUUAUAUGUAUACGUUUCGUCAGACAGGGCCAAUGAAAUAAUGUUUAUUGUUUGUAAAAUGGAUAUCAAAUAUGGACAGUAACGCUUUAUACAUUUGUGGAAUUUUGUGGAGAACAGGCUGAAUCGUUAACGCAUAAUACAUAGAUGCCUAUACUUAACUAGAUAUCAAAUGUUAUUUCUAUAAUAUGUCAUUCAUUCUAUUUAUAGGUCAACAAUCACAUUACACUGUACAGUAUUUCAAUUUGAGAAAAAAUGUCACAUUUGUCGCGGAAGGUGAUUUUUGUAUCUACAUGUAUACGGAUUAUACAUACGUUGAUUAUGAUUUAUUGCGUUUAAAAAUAACUGGUAUCUAAGUGCUAACUGCGAAAGUCCGGGAAGUUUUGAUUUCUUACAAAAAAGUAACCAUCGGAACAAAGAAAAAAUGUAGGCCUAAUGAAAACGAGUGGAACAUCUUGGAAAUGAAUUGAAAUAUAAUGGGAUUCUGGCGAGACAAUUUGACAUUAGUAUUGUAACUAAAAAAUGUAGUUGGGAGUGAUAGGUCGAGUUUUGGUUAGAAUGGUCAGUGAUUGGUGAGCAUAGUCGAGUAUGUGUGUUAAGGUGUUUUAGGGUACCCGCGGGCGGACAAACAAACUCAAUCUGUCUGAUUUUGAGAUAUAAUUUAGAAGCUGUGGAAAUUUAGGACAAUUAUAAUUUCAUACAUGAACUAUUUGUAUAUAUGUGUUAACUUUUCUAUUUAUUUUGUUAAUUUAGAAAAAUAAUCUUAGUUUCGUUUCGGUUAUAUUGAAACUGAAUAUACAUUAUUUUAAUAAAUCAUUUUGAUUUAACUGAAGAGAAUGUCAUGUUUAACGGUUUACACUGGAUGCAAGCACAGAAAACGGAAGAGUAUCCUAAAACACCGGAUUGGAAGACAUCGGAUUACUGUGUAAUAAGUGUUUCCUUAAAGUGUUGUAUGGAGAGUUAGGAGUUAAGUAGGAGUUCCCUUAAACUGUACGUUAUGUGAAGGAGUUGAGUAAACUGUACGUUAUGUGAAGGAGUUGAGUAAACUGUACGUUAUGUGAAGGAGUUGAGUAAACUGUACGUUAUGUGAAGGAGUUGAGUGCGAGUGUUUUUAAACUGUACGUUAUGUGAAGGAGUUGAGUGCGAGUGUCCUUGAAAUGUACGUUAUGUGAAGGAGUUGAGUGCGAGUGUCCUUGAACUGUACGUUAUGUGAAGGAGUUGAGUGCGAGUGUCCUUGAACUGUGCGUUAUGUGAAGGAAUUAAUUGCGAGUGUCAUUGAACUGUGCGUUAUGUGAAGGAAUUAAUUGCGAGUGUCAUUGAACUGUACGUUAUGUGAAGGAAUUAAUUGCGAGUGUCCUUGAACUGUACGCUAUGUGAAGGAGUUGAGUGCGAGAGUCCUUGAACUGUACGCUAUGUGAAGGAGUUGAGUGCGAGAGUCCUUGAACUGUACGUUAUGUGAAGGAGUUGAGUGCGAGUGUCCUUGAACUGUACGUUACGUGAUGUAAUUAAAUCUGUAAUUGUUGUUGUAUGAAGAAUCAGGAGUUGAAUUUCCUUGAACUGUACGUUAUGUGAUGUAAGUAAAUCUGUAAAUUGACA
This is a messenger RNA of Pecten maximus, 2577 nucleotides long. Its product is annotated as follistatin-related protein 3-like. Gene Ontology annotation, molecular function: calcium ion binding; collagen binding; protein binding. Gene Ontology annotation, biological process: anatomical structure development. The coding region runs from base 173 to 913 and encodes 246 amino acids. Gene Ontology annotation, cellular component: extracellular region. The transcript is spliced from 2 exons. Lineage: Eukaryota; Metazoa; Mollusca; Bivalvia; Pectinida; Pectinidae. The record is from RefSeq and is a predicted model, not a curated record.